ACACCGACUCCCUGAGUCAGGGCAGCUCAGUGGGCAGUUUGGGUUUGGAGGACGACGAGGACAGAAACUCUCUGAAGAACCACUUUGAGACUCUGGCCUCCGGUCUGAGCGAAGAGAAGUUUGACACAGACCUGAAGACUCUGCAGCCUCCAGAUGAAAAGCACUUCCUGAACCCCCGACUCAGCAUCUCCACCCGCUUCCUGUCCCGCUUCCAGGACAGAAUCAGGGCGAGCCGAGCUCCGCCUCCCGUCUCCAUCCCGACUAGGAUCUCUGAGGAGAGCAACAUCAGCACCACAUCGGUGAACUCCGAGUCGAGCAGCGACGUCUCAUCAGCUGGGCUGACUGGGGGAGAGAACGGGGGAGGAGCAGCGGGAGGAGGAGCGAGCUGCCGACAAUCAGCCCUCCAUAGAAGAGCUUCCUGCAAAAUUUCCCAUCAGCCCCAUCGCCAUGGCACACCCCGCAGAAGAAACACGGCGCUGGUCGUCCUGUGCAGAAAGACGUUAGGAGACGUGACCUCCAGGACCAUCACGGCCCAAAACAGCUGCAGCGAGGAGGCGGCGGACCAACCGUCGGCUUUUCGGCUCAGAUACCUGGGAACCACAGCCAACUCCAGGGCCAAACUGAGCCGGGACUCUCCGGGUUCCACCUCCUCGCCCUCCUCCACGCCCACGCUGGAGGAGAACAAAGAGAACCUCCCCUCUCCAGCAGAGUGCCAGCCUCCAGCCUCCACCCUGCUCUCUGCUAGACAGGACAGCAAACCUGACAACCACCAGGACCAGACCAGCAGCCUGCAGGUGUGGACCACGCCCACUCAGGUGAUUUCACAGCUCAUAGUUGACAGGUGUAAUAUCAGCAGCACAGAGGAGACUCUAAUCCAGACCCCUGUGGCAACACCCACCACCUGUGAGGUCAUCACCUGCCCUGCCUCCAUGAAGGAAGAAGCUCGAAGACCAGCUGAUCCAGAUGUUUCUUUAUCAGCUGAUUUGCUGCUCUCUGCCCCGCCCACCUCGUCCUCCUCCCCUCUGGUGGAAAGGCUCCGCCCCACUCUCACAGGUUCGGGAGGAGACGAAGAGUCGGUGAGCGUGCAGUGUCUGCAGAUCGCCGCCGAGCUAAGGGCGACGGCGAGACGAGCUGUCCAUCUUUACCAGAAGCUCGGCGCAACGCUCGCUGGCUCGCAGCGACGUCUCCAGGUGUCGUCAGCGAUGCUGGAGGCGUUUGACGUAGUUCGCUCUGACAUGCAGGAGGUGCUGCGGGAGUCGGGUGGCAGCGUCCCCUGCGGUCAGCUGGAGGACCGCAGGACUGCGUCUCUGCUGGAGACGUACUCUGAGCGGCUGCUGCAGAUGGUGGAGGAGAAAAUGAAGCGUGUGUGAGCCGAUGGUGGAUUUGAAAUCAGUAUUAAACUGUGUGCACCUUGUGUCUGUGUGUGUCUGAGUGUGAAUCACUGUCUGUAAAUACUUCAUGUUUCCUAAUAAACGCUGUUUUUACUUUAA
Molecule: messenger RNA, 1490 nt
Organism: Maylandia zebra (zebra mbuna)
Lineage: Eukaryota; Metazoa; Chordata; Actinopteri; Cichliformes; Cichlidae
Source: RefSeq, a predicted model, not a curated record